AUGUAUAAUAAAACCACAAACUUAAAACGUGACACCCGACGCGCAAAUAGAUCCACGGGGUGUCCAUAGCACGUUUUGGGCAAUCACGCCAGUCACCACGCUUGGCAUAUGCUGGUAAAUAUUCCACGAAACUCUGCUCUUAUAUCACGAGCACUCACCACGCACAAAUCCACCAAACACAGAUUUAGCUAACCAAUGCUGUUCUUGCUACAAGAUUAAUCAGUUAUCUGUAGGUAUUGAUCAGUGAUCAGUUGCAGAGAUGAAGUUUGGGAAGCUGCUCAAGAGGCAGAUCGAGCAGAGCCUCCCGGAGUGGAGGGACAAGUUCGUGAGCUACAAGGAGCUGAAGCGCAUCGUCGCCUCCAUCUCCGGCUCGCCGGCCGACGAGGCCGCCUUCGUCGCCGCCCUCGCCGCCGACAUCGACAAGAUCGACUCCUUCUUCCUCGAGCAGGAGGAGGAGUUCGUCAUCCGCCAUAGGGAGUUGCAGGAGGCGAUCAAGAAGGCGGCGGAGGCGGCGGCGGAGGUGGCCGGAAUCCGGCGGGAGAUCGUGGACUUCCACGGCGAGAUGGUGCUGCUGCUGAGCUACAGCAGCAUCAACUACAUCGGGGUGGGCAAGAUCCUCAAGAAGCACGACAAGCGCACCGGCGGCGCGCUGGCGGCGCCGGUGGCGGAGGCGGUGCGGGAGCGGCGGCACUUCUUCAAGACGGAGACGGUGUCGCGGAUGGUGCGGGAGUGCGAGGCGAUGAUGGCGGAGGCGGCGGUGCUGCCGGCGGAGGCGGCGCCCGAGGCGCUCGCCGCGGCGGCGGAGCACGGGAUAUUCCGGAACACCGUGGCGGCGCUGCUCACCAUGGAGGACGUGCGGCGCGGCAGCUCCACCCACGGGCGCCACUCGCUGCCGCCGCUCACCCUGCCGGACUCCGACUGGCUCCGCUCCUUCCAGCCGCCGUCCCCCAUCCCCAUCCAAUGACCACCGCCUCUUCGUCCUCGUCGGCCGCGGCGGAGGCUUUGCCGGGAAAUUCUGCGCUGCGAAAUCUGUAAUUAAAUUUGCUUAAUUAUCUUCUUGAUCUUUUUUCUUUUUCUUUUUUUUUUUGCUGCUUCUUAAAUAGGAGCGGCUAAAUAAUGUAAAAAUGCGAGUUAACAUACAUACAGACGAAUUCAUACGUGUUUUGGCUUUCAAAUAUUCAAAUGUAAUACGAAUUUUCCUCU
Oryza sativa Japonica Group (Japanese rice) is the source of this 1203-nucleotide messenger RNA. NCBI's taxonomy places the organism in Eukaryota, Viridiplantae, Streptophyta, Magnoliopsida, Poales, Poaceae. The record is from RefSeq and is a predicted model, not a curated record.